Molecule: messenger RNA, 1501 nt
Organism: Manihot esculenta (cassava)
Lineage: Eukaryota; Viridiplantae; Streptophyta; Magnoliopsida; Malpighiales; Euphorbiaceae
Exons: 7
Coding region: 238-1260 (340 amino acids)
Source: RefSeq, a predicted model, not a curated record
UAUUGAAAAUUUCAAAGGUCAGUUUGGGAUGUCGGUUUUAGAAGGGUAGUUUUGGAACUUUAUCUAUGGCACGUGUUGAUUGGUCCAGAGACCAGAACCUUCUACAUAUAUUUGAUUCCAUGCCAAUAGCACUGCAGCUGGCGGUUAAGCAUUUUUAUUUUCGCGACUAAGGGGGACGAAAUCUCUGCACCGAAGCAUUUUCUCGUCGGGACAGUAAGGGGUUAUACUUGUCUAAAAAUGCAAGGAGGGAGAGGUGGUAGGGAUCCAUUCUCUGAUUUUGGUGAUCCUUUUGGUGGUUUUGGGGGCUUUGGUGGGUUUGGGAGUCAGAGGAGUUUGAUGUCCAGUUUUUUUGGUGGAAGGGACCCAUUUGAUGAUCCUUUCUUUACACGUCCAUUUGGAGGCAUGUUUGAGUCCAGUUUUUUUGGUUCAAAUGGGAGUCCAUUUGCUAGCAUGCAUCCUUCUGCAUUUCUUGAGCAUCAAGCUCCAGAGCCUAAAUUGUCUAGGGGUCCAAUUAUUGAAGAACUGAAUUCUGAUGAUGAAAAAGAUGAAGCUGAUAAAGACAAGAAGGAGAAUCCAAGAAAACAUGGUAGAUCAAGCAAGGGUCCCUAUGUUGAGGACCCAGAUGAUGAUGAUGCUGAAGAGAGAAAGAAUAAGCAUUUGCAGUAUAUAAAUAGCCGGAACAAGUUCCAGUACAUGUCACAGCAGCCUCAAACUCGCAGCUUUACUUUUCAGAGCUCCACUGUAACAUAUGGUGGUCCCAAUGGAGCUUACCAUACUUCGUCAAAGAGUAGGAGGACUGGGAGUGAUGGGGUGAUGAUUGAAGAAAGCAAAGAAGCUGAUAGUGCUACAAGGCAAGCAAAUCACAAGAUUUCUAGAGGACUUCACAACAAGGGUCAUACCCUUGAAAGGAGGCUUAACUCAGAUGGUAAGGUGGAUACUAUGCAGACCUUGCAUAAUCUACAGGAAGAUGAGCUUGCUGGCUUUGAAGAAGCUUGGAAAGGAAAUGCUAGACACUCUCUUCCUGGCUGGAAUGGGAGUUUCAGCCGCCAUGAUGGUAUGGGCGCUGGCGUUGGUGGACAGAAUUCUCGGGCAGGCAGGGGAGGUUGGGCACUUCCAUCCACCGAGCAUACACAGCAUUUGAAUAGGACAAAUGUCAGAGACAGGGCAGGGUCUUCUCAGAUGCAGCAGUCAGGAGUGAUGAAAGGUUCUUCAGACCUCAAAGAUAAAAGUGUGUAUUCUCGAGGGAGAACAAGAGAUUAAAAAUGGGAAGCAUUUAAGGAGAGAUUAUUGAAGAAAGUGUGUAUCCUUCUCCGGGCUUUAGUAGUUUUGAGUAUGUGCCACAGGAGAUAGUAUUAGUAGCGUUUUGAUGAAUGCGAUUGUACCACGCAUACGUUAUCCCGUGUCAAAGCCGAUCCAUAUAACCUGCAGUACAUUAUGCAUACCUACUUGUGAUAAUACUCUAUUAUUUGGAAUGCAUCUACGCUAUCAUUUCGUUUUGUCA